AUGAAGGGCGCUUCGCUCUUCUCUUCUGCCUUGGCUCUAUGCCUUGGCUCCAACAUCGUUACUGCAGCUCCAAAAGACACACAGCAACCGGGCUUUGACAAAGGCCAGCCUUAUGAUGGAAAGGGCAAAGGUGCUGUUCUUCUAGGCGGCACAAACAAGGAGCUUGACCUCCAGAACCCAGACAACCUUGGCCAGCAACCCACUGACAACGGCGUUGUUCCCAAUCUCAAAUGGAGUUUCUCCGACUCCAAGACUCGUCUCUUGAAGGGUGGUUGGGUUCGUGAACAGGUCAUCCAAGAUCUGCCCUCCAGCCAUGACAUCUCUGGUGCUCAGCAGCAUCUCGUCAAGGGAGCUAUUCGAGAACUUCACUGGCAUAAAGUCGCUGAAUGGGGCAUUGUGUACAACGGCUCCGUCCUCAUCUCUGCCGUUGAUGAAUUUGGGCGGUAUCAGGAAGAAGUCCUCAACUAUGGUGACAUCUGGUACUUCCCCAAAGGUGCAGCUCAUACCGUCCAAGGUCUCGCCGAUGAGAACGAGUAUCUCCUAGUCUUUGACGAAGCCGACUUUGACAAAAUCGGCACCACCUUCAUGGUCGACGACUGGAUCAACCACACCCCCAAGUCCAUCCUCGCCAAGAACUUCGGCGUCAACGCCUCCGUCUUCGAAAACGUCACAGCCCCCAACCCCUACAUCCUCCCCGGCACACCCACCAAGCACAACGUCACCGACGGUCCCGCCGGCAAACUCUCAGGAAACAGCUCCUUCGUGUACCGCACAUUCCAGCACGACCCUGAAAAGAUUGGCGGCACGGGCGGUAACUUCUGGAAGAUUGAUUCAACCAAUUUCCCUGCUUCAAAGACUCUCGCUGCUACCUUUGUCACGCUUAAGCCGGGCGGUUUGAGGGAGUUGCAUUGGCACCCUAAUGCGGAGGAGUGGCUGUAUUUUCACCAGGGUAAGGCGAGGGCGACGGUGUUUAUUGGGAAUGCGGCGGCGAGGACUUUUGACUUUUCGGCGGGUGAUACUGCUGCGUUUCCUGAUAACUCUGGGCACUAUAUUGAGAAUACCUCGGAAGAUGAGGAUCUCAUCUGGAUUGAGGUCUACAAGUCUGAUCGCGUUGCCGACAUCUCUUUGACUCAGUGGCUUGCUUUGACGCCCCCUGAUGUUGUCGCUCAGACUCUCAAUGUGUCGAUUAGCUUUGUUGAGAGUCUGAAGAAGGAGAAGCAGGUUCUUAUUGAGUAG
Messenger RNA from Fusarium mangiferae, 1236 nucleotides. RefSeq names its product putative oxalate decarboxylase. The record is from RefSeq and is a predicted model, not a curated record. The transcript has 5 exons. Lineage: Eukaryota; Fungi; Ascomycota; Sordariomycetes; Hypocreales; Nectriaceae. Bases 1 to 1236 code for a protein of 411 amino acids. Gene Ontology annotation, biological process: oxalate metabolic process.